AUGCGGGAGUGUGAUUGGUGGAUGGUUUGUCAUCCAGGUGCCUGGGGGUCAACAGCAUCUGAGGAACUUCACAGUGUGGCAGGACAGAGCCUUUCCGUGCAGUGCCCUUACAAGCCCAAGAGAGGGCCAUAUGUACCAAAAGCGUGGUGUCGGCAGACAUCUCCAAAUAGAUGUACCCUAGUGGUCACCACUUCCGAGCCUCGGAAAGCCGUUACGGAGUCCCAGGUCACAAUCUGGGAUGAUCUUGAAGCUGGCUUCUUCAGCAUCACUAUGACUCAGCUCACGGAGAAGGACUCAGCCUUCUACUGGUGUGGAACACAUAAUGCUUCCCGCAGGGAAGUGACCAUUCUUAGAAACAUCAGCCUGGUGGUGUCUCCAGCCUCACCGACUCUUCCUCCACAGAUGACCACUUGGCUCCCAACAAGCACAGCCACCAUCUUUGUGUCCUUCUUAGCUCUGAGCACUUCUCCAGAGGAGACCACUGGCUCUUCCAUCAAUGGCUCUGAGCACAGAAACCAAAGUUCUUCUUCUCCUGGUGGGAUCUCCCCGAAGCUUCUGGUCCCUGUGCAAUACGGACUCCUCCUGCUCAAAGGCCUGAUGCUGUCAGUUUUCUGUAUGGUCCUUUGCUGGAGGCGCCGUCAGGGACGUGAGUAUGUGGCAGAGGCAGUGAAGAUGGAGGUUUCAGAAUACGCCCAGGGGCCUGACGUCUCCGAGUCCUCAGGCGCACUUAGCCAUGUCUCAGGGUGUGAGAAGGAUGCUUAUUCUUAUUCUCCUAACCCUGUGCGGGGACCAGAGCCCCAACUGCUGUAUUCUACAACCUUGCUGAAGCCGGCAGACAGGCCCAAGAGAGACAACCGAUGGGCCUCCACCCCAAAUCAUUACUGCUAA
Molecule: messenger RNA, 888 nt
Organism: Acomys russatus (golden spiny mouse)
Lineage: Eukaryota; Metazoa; Chordata; Mammalia; Rodentia; Muridae
Gene: Treml4
Product: triggering receptor expressed on myeloid cells like 4
Exons: 6
Coding region: 1-888 (295 amino acids)
Biological process (GO): positive regulation of toll-like receptor 7 signaling pathway
Cellular component (GO): cell surface
Molecular function (GO): signaling receptor activity
Source: RefSeq, a predicted model, not a curated record